Messenger RNA from Octopus sinensis (East Asian common octopus), 1229 nucleotides. Its product is annotated as homeobox protein 10-like. The record is from RefSeq and is a predicted model, not a curated record. Bases 7 to 1149 code for a protein of 380 amino acids. The transcript has 3 exons. NCBI's taxonomy places the organism in Eukaryota, Metazoa, Mollusca, Cephalopoda, Octopoda, Octopodidae.
UUGCAGAUGAGACCAUUCCGGUCAUGUCAGAAUCAAUGUUGUUGCUGUGUCGUUGCCAUCCUGUUGCCGCUAGGGAGCGUGAUACUGACCGGUAUCGGGGUGUGCGUGAUCCUGAAAUACGUCAUGAUUCGCACGGAUUUACUACUUCCGGAGCUACAGAACCAUGAUGGUCAAAAGAUCGUUGGCAUCAUUCUCACCUCGGUCGGGGUGUUGGGCAUAAUUAUCAGUGCCAUAGUGGCAAUACUAUACUUCACGGUGUGUCAUGAAAGUCGGAGUGGACAGCCCGCCGUUGCACAGAAAAUAUGCAAGAAUGGCAUUGAAGAAAAUUCAAAUUCCCCUGCCACACCAAAAAUGCAGGCCAAUGGCCAUCUCACGCCGAAAUCCCCUGCCAAGAGGCAACCCUCCACCCCUAAAUCUCUAUUUAGUAGCGAGAGAAUGGACUCUGCCAAACCCAUUUCGACUAUUGGAGUUCCCCCGACUUCGACGCCAAGGAGAACGCGGGGCGGCAAGAACGGCCGUCCACUUUCUUCGAAUUUGGACAUUGUCGAAGAAGUGGACGGUGACGUUCCGGUGCCGAUGUUGCAACUCAAUGGCAGAGAUCUCAAUCUGUCGAACAGCUGUAAACGUACCGACACCGUUUUCCAUAAUGGACAGAACGGCAUUGUACCGAGACCGAUUCUGAAAUCUUCUUCCACCACCACCACCACCACCACCAACACCAACACCACCACCACCAACAUCAUCACUGCUACUACAACUACUACUACUACUAACACUGUUCUAACUAGCAACAACAUCGCAUCCACCAAUUCUAUAGCGGCUGCUCCUGCUGCUGCUACUGCUACUUCUAAUACUAAAUCUGUUUCAAGGUCCUUAUUUUCAACGGGAAACAUUCCGGACUCGUCCACUGACAACAAUCACAACAACAACAACAACAACAACAACAACAACAACAACAAUACAACUACUGCCCGAACAUCUACAUCAAGCAGUUCCCAUACUUCAUCUGUACAUUCAAAGCCCUACCACGAUAGCACCAACACCACCACCACCACCACCAUUACAGACCUUGACCACUCGAAUUGUGAUUCAGACCAAGAUACACAAACACAGGACUCAGAUUGCGAAAUAACAUCAAGUAGACUAUGAUACCCGUGUAUGUCUCAGGUGUGUGUGUGUGUCUGUGUGUGCGUGUGUGUAUGUGUGUGUGUGUGUUGUGUGUGUGUGGG